GACCUACGUAUCCCUAGUUGUCAGUGAACGCAGUAGAAAAGUACGGCAAAAAUAUUUCAACGUAUUAAAAUGCUUGCAAAUAAACAAUAAACAAUUGAUUUGUAUAGCGAAGUAACAAACAAAUAAGAAAUUCAAGGGAUUGGAAACACUUUAUUAAUACGUUCGAAUAAAAAUCAAUUGAGAAAUUCAGUUUGAUCGAAUUUUGUUUUGUUGGUGUUGUGAAGAAAAAAAGCAAGGUAACGAAAAUAGCUCAACAGACAGCCAGAGGAAACAAAAGACUUUUAAAAAGCCAUAUAUUUGUUUUUCGGCUGCGGAAAAACACGAUUGAGCAAGAAUUCUGAAUAAUCGGGAGAGAAUUAAAUCAAAAAAUGCCAUUUUAUGGUCUUUAUAUACCCGUGAAGGGCGGCGGUGGUGCCACAGCAGCAGCGUCUGGAUCUGGAACAACCAACGCUUCCUCAAACGACAAUAAUGAAACCGCAGAAUCUCAAUUUGUUUUCAGCACCAAAGCUGAAGCAUUAAAAGUACUCAAAAAACACAAAGAUGCCCGACUCAAGGAGUUCAUAAAUGAGGAUGAAGCCAUGAAAUAUGCCCAAACUGGUUACGAAAUUGUUCAACAGAAAUACAAUGAUGUUAGAACCUCUACAACAGCGCUGGAGACGCCGGCAUUUCGAGGGCCCACAAAACAGGAGUUGGCACGUUUUCGCAAAUGCAUUGAAUCGGAUGAAUAUGAACGAGUCAAACAAAUCAUAUGGGAUAAUCCGCGAUAUCUUGUCAGUUCGGGUGAUACACCGACCUCGUUGAAAGAAGGCUGUCGCUAUAACGCCAUGCAUAUUUGUGCGAUUUCAAAUCGCCCUAAAAUAGCCAAACUUAUUCUCAGCACAGUCUCGGAUACAAAAUUUGUCGAUCUAUUGACGGGCAAAAAGAACGAUCAGAAAAUGUGUCAGGAACUGUGCGCCAACCUAUUGGACUAUUAUUUGAAUAUACCGGAGAAGGGUAGAAGUGAGACGCCAUUGCAUUUUGCUGCCAAAUACGGGUUUCCUGAAAUGGUGGAACUAUUGACAUCAUAUCCAGAAUGUAAAAUGACACCAAAUAUUGAGGGUAAUUUGCCCCAACAUAUUAUUUGUACCCGUGGCAUACCGGCCCAUGAUGUUUAUCCAAAAAUCAAAAGUCUGUUUGAGGAGCGUUUCUAUGUGCCUGUCCUGCGCUGUAGUGAUGCCUCAAUUCCUGCCCAAAUUGGAGAGCCAUUUUCAGUUAACAACCCACCAAACCUAAACUGUGAUCCCUUAAGUCCAGAAGUGGAAAUAAAAGCAUUGGCUGGACCCAUGAGCAAAGAUCAGGCAAAGAAAUUUUUUCGACGCUGGAAAACACCACCUCGUUUGGGCAGCAAUGUGUCAUCACCCAUUGCCAAUAGUCCAUUUAUAUCACCUAUGAAAUCCCGCAGAAGUCUACCAUCCACUCCAGCAGGUGGUAACAGUGCAACAAAUUCUCCCACUGCCAUGUUACAGCGUCGUUCGCUUUUCAAUUCAACGCCACAGCGUAAAGAUCGUACGAAUGGGGCCAAUGAUUCCAAUGGUUUUGCGGAUCAUUCCAUAAUUCUAGAUGAUUCAUUUGAAGACCAUCAGAAUGGUAAUGGCGGCAGCGACAAUGAUAAGGAAAACGGUCAAACAUCAAUGAAUAAAAUCGAAACCAAUAACAAUAAUGGUCGCCUCGAGUCAAAGCUAAAGAUUGGUCUGUGUCCCGGUACACCGCUAUUUAAAAUAAAACGAGAUGCCUUCUUUACAUAUCGCGAACAGCAACAAAUGGCUUCACCCAUGCCAGCUUGUCUAGAUGGGCAAAAUGAUACCGUCGACUAUUUCAAUUGUUCCGACAUUUACGACAGUCCCGGUUUUAAAGAGCGUCAUGUAAAAAAUACCGAUCCCGAUAAGGGUAUUGAAUGCAUUGGCCGCAAUCUGGCCAAGGAGCAAAAUGUUGAGUGGCGUGAAUAUUGGGAUUUUCUAGACGAAUUCAUAGAUAUUGCCUCGGAGAAAGGUAUUAAGAAACUAGAAAGUUAUUUAGCACAAAAACAGGCGGAAUAUGAAGCAGAAGUGAAUAAGAAAAAACGUAACAACUCGGAAAUGUUGGAAGAGGUUUGUUCGGCUUUGGAGAAAUUUGGUUUUGGUGUUAACACUGGUGCAUCGGAUGGCCAUGGGCGUAAUGGCAUGAAUCAAAAUGGCUUUCGUAAUGCCGGAACAACAGCGGUCUCCUCCACCAAUCUAAAUGCUUCUACCGCCCACCAGUCAUCAACACCCUAUACCUAUGUGGAGAAAUCAUUGCAGGUCCAUGCCCGUCGCAUGACCAAGACCAUUGUUCAUAAUAUAGAUAAUGUUGUGUCCAUAAAUGAUGCCUUACUGCUGGAAUUGAGACGUGUCAAAUCGCUUAUAUACAGCUUCAAAGAGGAUGCCAGUUUUGUCAAUGUCAGUUUUGAAAAAGUUCAUUCACGUAUUGGCAAUUUGGUGGCAACGUUUUUGGAAAAUUCCCAAGAAAUCACCAUUGAAAUGAAGGCAAAAAUAUUAAAGAUUUUACAAAAUCUCCUCUUGACACCGGGAGAUAGGCGCGAACACAUUGAGUGUGUGUGUUCACGUAUACUUCACAAAUUGGAAAAUCCAGUGGAGCAAAUCUUACCGGAAAACUUGAAAACCGAAGAAAUGUGUUCAAAGGUAUGGUCUCAAGAAAACGCCUGCGAUUGCCAGUGGGAGAGUAAUUUGAGUCGCAAAACGAGUCAUCGCAAUCGCAUGGAGGCUCGCUAUAAAAAUCAUCAGCGUAUGAAGCAACAGGAAAGGGCAGCAAAACAAACCCAAAUGCAGGGCAAUGACAAAAACAAUCGAGACUAUCGUAAUCCUAAAGAUGAUAAUGAUUCAUCCGAUGAUAAUAAUGAGGAUGUAUUUUGGUCGGAUUUUGGUUCUGAUAGUGAAGAGGAAGAAAUAUUUCAAACACCACCUGAAAGUCCCUCACGUUUAAGUUUAAUGCAGGACGCAGAGGAUGAUGGCUAUAAGAUAUUUAUUUAUGGAAAUGAACCAACAAAACGUGAUUUGGAUGUCAUAAAUGCUAUUUUCCAUGUUGAGCUGGAUAAAAAUAAAUAUCCAACAAUCCAUUCCUGGAAAUCAGCUCUCAUGCGUUACACCAAUGAAGAAAUGGACUUCUUCCCAUCGCCCAGAGUUGUUAAGAAAACUCAUACAUUCUCGAUCCAAAAUAAAACCGAUACAUCAAUAGCGCCGCAAACGCCACCGCCGCCAACAUCACAUCUAGACAAUAAGACACAAUCAUUUAUGCGUUUAAAUAUAAAUGCUUCACUAAAUAUGGGUUCCCCCAGACAACCACUGCAGCAACAACAGCAACCUACAUUACAAUCAGGUACACAGGCUAUUAUUCGAGAGCCAAUACUACAACUGCCCACAGCAAAACGUUUAUUUGCAUCGCCAGGAAGACCAAACAAAUCAGGAACUGCCACCAAACUAAAUGUGAAAGAAACAACUACAUCCACAGCGUUAACAAAUUCCUCCGCCACCAACACCACCACCACCAUCAAUUCACCUACAUCCAAUGCAAAUGAAGAUUCUCAAAAUAAGUCAACACCAGAAAAAAAUGUUGCUGCCGCCCCACGUUCACUGGUUAGUGAAUUCCAAAGGCCAUUGACUCCAUUGAAUAAAAUUCGUGGACUCUUUAGUGCCUAUCGUGAUCGUUUUGAAAGUAGCCCUCUGCCAUCACCAAUGACUGAACGCAACAGCAAGGAAGGUGCCAAUAGUCUAUCGUUGUUAAAUAUUUCCAGUACAACAGAUUAUUGAGCUAUGCCCCAUCUCCCAACAAAAUGGAGAUUCAUCAUACACAAUACAAUCUAAGGUUAUACAAAUUAAUACGUUUGGAAAUGAAAGAAAAAAGAAAACACUCAUUAUUUUUAAAACGCUUUUAGUUGGACAAAAAACACAACAACAAUAAAUUGUUCCAUUAACAAUAUA
Musca domestica (house fly) is the source of this 3992-nucleotide messenger RNA. RefSeq names its product ankyrin repeat and LEM domain-containing protein 2 homolog (gene Ankle2). Gene Ontology annotation, cellular component: endoplasmic reticulum. NCBI's taxonomy places the organism in Eukaryota, Metazoa, Arthropoda, Insecta, Diptera, Muscidae. Gene Ontology annotation, molecular function: protein phosphatase 2A binding. The record is from RefSeq and is a predicted model, not a curated record. The coding region runs from base 369 to 3821 and encodes 1150 amino acids. Gene Ontology annotation, biological process: negative regulation of phosphorylation. The transcript is spliced from 10 exons.